Molecule: messenger RNA, 1789 nt
Organism: Orbicella faveolata
Lineage: Eukaryota; Metazoa; Cnidaria; Anthozoa; Scleractinia; Merulinidae
Product: endoplasmic reticulum aminopeptidase 1-like
Biological process (GO): proteolysis; peptide catabolic process
Cellular component (GO): membrane; cytoplasm
Molecular function (GO): peptide binding; zinc ion binding; metalloaminopeptidase activity
Source: RefSeq, a predicted model, not a curated record
UGACCGGUAACUUCACCCAAAUUCGUCCCCAGAGCCUUCGUGGCCACACUGAUCAAGGAUCGAUAGAAGCAAAAGCCCUGGAAGCAAGAUUAGUUCAGUUUUCUGUUCAGCCUAAUGUUUUUUUCAGGUAUGCGUACAUUUUCCCAGCGGUUGUAAUCAGUGAGCUUUGUGAAAUGAAGCGUGAAACGGUCACACCUCCACCAGCAGUAACCUGCCACUUGUUUGAUUUCAGUGUAUUGACCUUGUCAAAUCACUUCAGGGGAUUUGGCGUUUUUUUUCCUCCAUCAUCAAAACAGAAACAAAAGAACUGAAUAACCUGAAAAUUAUUUGUUACCAAAGGUAAGUAAAAAACACAACCCAUCCAUAGAUGAGUGAUUAAUUUCACCGCUGGGUUUUGAUCUCUUUCAGUCGGAUGACGUUCCUAUUGGUUAGAGCCUCGCUUGCAUCACUAUGGCUGUUUGAGAAUCUUUGUAAAUAUUUCAAACCCAACUCUUAAAAUAACAGCAUGAUCUUAUUAGUAUAAAUACUGUUUUCUAACCACAGAACCCAUAAGCAGGGUCGUUCUAAGGACCAAGACGGGAGUAAACGUGAAAAAGUUACCUGGAAAAGCAAAGAUCGUAACAGCUUGAAAAUAAAUUGAAUUCGCAAUGCGCGAGCGAGGUUACAGGGCGGCGCCGGUUGAAGAUGGCAGCGAAUCAUUGUCUUCUAACUCAAAGUCCCGCGUCAGCUACCAGGGAAGCAGAAUGUGUAAUGGCAAGCUGUGUGCGAUCUUUUUAACACUAACUAUCGCCCUCGGAGCAAUUGUCCUCUUCAUUUUCUCCGCAUUUGUCCACGCCUCUGACAGCGAAAUUGAAUUCUACCGUCGCGCGGUUGACUACAUCACAAGGGAUCGAUUCACCCGUUCGGCAGACAGCGAGAAGAACUUCCCCCGCAAGAAUAUUUUGCUACCCAAGGAUAUCAAACCAGAGAGAUACCAAGUUUACCUUCAUCCAAACUUAACGACCUUUGAUUUCCACGGAGGAGUUAAGAUUGAUGUCACCGUCGAGAAGCCAACGAGAAAUGUCCUCCUUCAUGUUAAACACUUAAACAUCACAAGUUACGGUAUCGAGGACUCCAAGGGAAAUCACCUUCCUGUUUUGCGAGUAGCAGAGAGCAAGAAACUGGAGCAAUAUUUGGUUGAGCUGAGAGAUGAACUAACACAGGGAGAAAAAUAUACGGUAAAGUUUCAGUUUAAUGGCCAUCUGUCAAAUACAAUGACGGGCUUUUACAAGAGUUCAUACAAGACAAAGAGUGGAGAAAUAAGGUACAUGGCAACAACACAGUUUGAAGCCACAGAUGCCCGAGCUGCGUUCCCUUGUUUCGACGAACCUGAGUUUAAAUCGAAGUUUAUUGUGACCUUGGUGCACCAGAAGGAGUACAAAGCUCUCUCCAACAUGCCGGUGGAGCGGGUCGUGACUCGUCCUGAUGACGGCUUCGUGGAGAGCCACUUCGAAGAGAGUCUCAAGAUGAGCACAUAUCUACUGGCUUUUAUUGUGUGUGACUUUGCUUACAAGGAGUCUCACACGAAAAGCGGAAAGAAGGUAUGUAUGCUACGUUGCCUUCAUGCAUUUUUGUUCGCGUAGUACUGUUCUACGAUUAUCAGUUGCGUAAGGUGCGAUGGUGGUUUGGUGACCAGGUUUCAACUUCAAAUUGUGUUGUUGUCAAGGGCAACUGGCUCCGUUUCCAGUGGCAACUUGUCCGCCUUUGACGUCACUUGCGGCAAAACGCGAAAUUGUAGGCGACGAUCCCA